Messenger RNA from Homalodisca vitripennis (glassy-winged sharpshooter), 872 nucleotides. Its product is annotated as protein takeout-like. The transcript has 6 exons. Lineage: Eukaryota; Metazoa; Arthropoda; Insecta; Hemiptera; Cicadellidae. The record is from RefSeq and is a predicted model, not a curated record. The coding region runs from base 7 to 789 and encodes 260 amino acids.
ACAGGAAUGGACAGUUCAUGUGGGCGGAAGGCAGCGCUAGCGGUAGCGAUUGUAUGUACUCUAUCAGCUGUUAAUCAAGUCAACAGUCAAAGGUUAUACCAAACUUCAACUCCUUAUUACCUCCACCCAUGCUCACGUUCAGACCCCAACAUCAACCAGUGUCUCACAUAUGCCGCAAACCAUCUUGCCAUGAACUUCAGGAGAGGCAUCCCAGAGUUGGGAGUAACGGAAGUGGAGCCCAUCACUAUAGAUGAGAUCAAUCUGGCACUGGGUGCAGGGCCUGACGGUUACAGAGCAACAUUCCGCAACAUUGAAGCUUAUGGUGUAAGCAAUCUCACCGUCACUGGAGUUAGAUCAGACCUGAACACUCUACAGUUUCAAUUGGCCUUUUACAUACCCAAAAUCUCUGUGAGGGCAAACUACCGCAGUGCUGGAGUUCUCAUUAUGGUCCAAGCUACAGGGGGUGGAGACUACUGGGGCGAGUAUGGAGGUGUACGAGCUAAAGUGUAUUUCCGAGCCAGCCCUCUAGAGAUCAAUGGCCAACAGUUUCUAAGACUGGAGGACCUCAAGAUGGACUUCAGUGCCAAAGAGCUUCAAAUGGGGAUAAAAAAUGUGCACAAUGGCAAUGCUGUAUUAGAGGCAGCCCUUAAUCUGUUCAUCAAUUCUAAUGCUCAAGAGCUGCUGAGGGAGAUGAAGCCUUCAAUCAAGAAGAAACUGCUUGUAACAAUGAGGCAUUUCAUUGACAAUCUUUUUGACAGGAUUCCUUACGAUAAUUGGAUCGUUGACUGAUUUCUUUCCUCAUUUCGUUUACUUUGUACUUUUAUUAUUUAUAUCGAAACCAAAAAACAUAAUUAUAGUAUUUUUAUAUAAAA